AGGUAUUUUUCUAUGGGCAGAUCUCCAUCUGAAUAGAAAACGUUGACUAGGGGAAAAAAGGAUAGGUUUGGUAAUUGGUUUUGGUGAGGAAGAAACUCUUCUUUCGGAUACCUGGAAGAGGUGGAAGCAUCUGAUCUGUCGGAGCACAUAGAAAGAGGGUGGAGAGAAAGAGAAGAGUGACGGGGAGGGUGUGUUUCUGUGUGGGUGAGAGAGACAGAGGGAGGAGGAGCAGUGCAGACAGAGAGAACUGGAGCACACACUCAGAUCUCGCCUGUGGUGAGGACAUCCAGCAGAAUUGCAUUCCUGAGGCAGCCUGCAAUAAAAAGGCAAGGAGGACAGAGCGAAGAAGUGGUGACGCUCUUUAAAUUCACAUUUAACUGACCUCUGCUGGACUCACAUACUUCCUCGUAGACUCACUCGCAGGGUUCCUCGCGCACCAGCUGAACAGCUGGCACCGCUGCCUGGUGAGAAGGUUAGGAUUUCCCUGACAGAGCUGGAAGAAAGGAGAAAAUAAUAAUAAAAAAGACUGGAAGUUUAAAACACCAAAAAGCAAGGACAAGAAGAGGGUCAUGCUUCGGUAGAGUGUGACAAGCCUAACUGAGCUGAUCUGCUUUGAGGACCAUCUAACCGCUCAGCGUGUCCUGCUUGGUCCAAGAUGGAGCUCAAAGUGUGGGUGGAUGGAGUGGUGCGCGUGGUGUGCGGGCUGUCUCAAGAAACUUCCUGCCAAGAUGUCGUCAUUGCUUUGGCACAGGCCAUUGGUCAGACUGGUCGAUAUGUUCUUAUUCAACGUUUGAGGGACACUGAAAGGCAGCUUUUGGCUACAGAGAGACCCCUGGAGUCUUUGGCCAAGUUGGGCCAACAUGGCAACGAGGUUCAGUUUUUCCUGCGGCGUACUGGUCCUAGCAGCAGUGAUGGGCCUAGUUCAAAACACGAAAGACAGUCUCCUCUUCAACUGCCCAAACAUCCUGAGCCAGAGCCCCUGAAACGUAACCAACCUAAAAAAGCACUAACGUUUAACUUGGGGCCAUCCACUUCCCCAAAGACCAAACCCAAACAAUUUCAGAGGUCUCCAAAGGACUCAUCAGAGCAAAGAGUCUCACCAUCCCCCUCAUCUAGCCCUGUAUCCCCACAUUCUCCCUCAACUCCUAUUGGAUCAUCUAAGGAGGAAGUGUUUAAAAAGAUCCUUCAGCAACAAGAGAGACUGAGAGCCAUAGAGGGCCAGCUUGAGGUCCUAGAGAAGGAGUCACCGUAUCGUCCACGUCCUUCUCCAAGCCCCUCACCAGUAUCAGACUCUCACUUGCAAGAAGAGAUUGAUGCUUUGGAGCAAACAAUGCGAAGGAACCAUGCUGAGCUCACCCACGAGCAGUACUGGGAGGAGGAACUUCAGGUGGAGGUGGACAAAGAGCGAGAAAUGAGAAGGAAGCUGACGGACCUGCACGCCAAGCUGGACGACUGUGGGCGACGGCUGCAUGACUUCUCUGUACGCUCUGCCCAGCUGGAGCAGGAGAUCCAGAGGGAGAGCCAGGCAGCAAGCAAAGCCAGCGGGGCCAAGGAGUCACUUGAUGCUGUGAAGGCAGAGCUACGGAUCCAGGAGAGGAAAGGGGUUGACUUUGAGGAGCAGGUGUCAGAAGCUGACAAGGCCCUGGAGAAGGCAGAGUCUGUGCUGCAGGCUAAGCAGAAUGAGCUGGAGGAUCUGAAUAAGGAGCUGAGGCAGUGUAAUCUGCAGCAGUUUAUCCAGCAGACAGGCACCGUGCCGGCUCAUAGCCACUCGCGCACCGAGCUGCAGGAACAGCUUGAACAGCUGGAAUUGGCAGCAGGUCGCAGUGCGACUCCCGUGGAAUUUCCAUCUCGUCCGACGGCCAAGCAGUUUCUAGGACAUCCGCGGAACCUGCAAAACCCUCUAGUGUCCAGUCUCAACCCUGAGGUCCUGACAUCCCGAGAGUCGACAUGGAGAUAAAACACGGACAGCAGGGCCAAGGGAAAGUUGUUCACUUUUCUGUCUCCAUCACCUCCUGUUUAACCCCUUUUGCUUCCUAACAUUUCCAUUCAUUAUUAAUUUACCUUACAAGUACUUUAUAUAAAUAAGAAAGAUAUAUUUACAACAUUUUGCUACUGUAAACAUUUCAAAGUAUCUGUAUGAAAUGUAAAGUAAUUUAGGAACCUUUGACCAAUAGAGAUUAUUACUAUGACUAUUUAAAUAAUAAAAUGUGAAUAAUGUUUUAGAUAUCUUUUUGUCGGCUUAUUUUUUUUAGACACAAUCUUCUAUAUGAAAUUAUAGGAAGCUCUAUUUGAAAACUGUGCAUUUGAAAUCCUUGCAGUAAGCAGUUGACUCACAAGUUUGUAAUUUCUUUUUCUUUUUUUCUUUCUUUUUUUUAACAAAGAAAACCCUGAACAAGUUACUCUUACUAUGAGAUGAGGCCACUAGGCCUCGGUAGCUGGAGGAACUGUGGAGAUUUAGGUAGGAGACAGGAUUGCUGUUAAUGAUGCAGAAAUCUGUCCUGUCUAGAAGCAUUGUACAGUGGAAAUCAUGUUGAAUGA
Poeciliopsis prolifica (blackstripe livebearer) is the source of this 2538-nucleotide messenger RNA. Its product is annotated as ras association domain-containing protein 7-like. The transcript is spliced from 6 exons. Gene Ontology annotation, biological process: signal transduction. The coding region runs from base 656 to 1957 and encodes 433 amino acids. Lineage: Eukaryota; Metazoa; Chordata; Actinopteri; Cyprinodontiformes; Poeciliidae. The record is from RefSeq and is a predicted model, not a curated record.